AGUAGCAUGGAGUGUGACCUCAUGGAGACUGACAUCUUGGAGUCGUUGGAAGAUCUAGGUUACAAGGGUCCAUUGUUAGAAGAUGGCGCUCUGUCUCAGGCAGUCUCUAGUGGAGCCAGUUCCCCCGAGUUUACCAAACUCUGUGCUUGGCUGGUGUCUGAAUUAAGAGUGCUCUGUAAACUAGAGGAAAAUGUGCAAGCAACUAACAGUCCGAGUGAAGCUGAAGAAUUCCAGCUUGAGGUGAGUGGGCUACUAGGGGAAAUGAACUGUCCGUAUCUUUCACUGACAUCAGGGGAUGUGACCAAGCGCCUUCUCGUUCAGAAGAACUGCCUCCUUUUGCUCACAUACCUCAUCUCAGAACUAGAAGCUGCCAGAAUGCUCUGUGUGAAUGCUCCUCCAAAAAAAGCUCAAGAAGGAGGCGGUAGUGAGGUCUUUCAAGAGUUGAAAGGCAUAUGUAUUGCUCUAGGAAUGUCCAAACCUCCAGCCAAUAUAACUAUGUUCCAAUUCUUCAGCGGGAUUGAAAAAAAAUUAAAGGAAACAUUAGCAAAAGUUCCACCUAAUCAUGUGGGAAAGCCUUUAUUGAAGAAACCAAUGGGACCAGCCCACUGGGAAAAGAUAGAAGCGAUUAACCAAGCCAUAGCCAAUGAAUAUGAAGUUCGGAGAAAGCUGCUAAUAAAACGCCUGGAUGUCACUGUACAGUCCUUUGGCUGGUCUGACAGAGCUAAGAGUCAGACAGAAAAACUAGCAAAGGUUUACCAGCCAAAACGCUCAGUCUUAUCUCCUAAAAGUGUUAUUUCUGUUGCCCAUCUUUUGGCUGCAAGACAAGAUUUGUCAAAGAUUUUAAGGACAAGCAGUGGCUCUAUAAGAGAAAAGACUGCCUGUGCCAUCAAUAAGGUGUUGAUGGGCAGGGUGCCUGACAGAGGUGGUAGACCCAACGAAAUUGAACCUCCGCCCCCAGAGAUGCCGCCUUGGCAGAAAAGGCAAGAUGGCCCCCAGCAGCAAGCAGGAGGCCGAGGAGGAGGGAGAGGCGGUUAUGAACAUUCCUCAUAUGGAGGACGAGGAGGUCACGACCAAGGAGGAGGAGGGCGAGGUGGACGUGGUGGCUACGACCAAGGUGGACGUGGUGGCUACGACCAGGGUGGACGUGGUGGCUACGACCAGGGUGGACGUGGUGGCUACGACCAGGGUGGUCGUGGUGGCUAUGACCAGGGUGGUCGUGGUGGCUAUGACCAAGGUGGUCGAGGGGGAGGAAGAGGAAAUAAGCAUCAAGGAGGCUGGACAGAUGGAGGGAGUGGAGGAGGAGGGGGCUACCAAGAUGGUGGUUACCGAGAUUCGGGUUUCCAGCCAGGCAGCUAUCAUGGUGGUCACAGUGGUGGCUAUCAAGGCAGUGGUUAUGGUGGCUUCCAAACAUCUACAUAUACAGGAAGCGGAUACCAGGGUGGUGGAUACCAACAGGACAAUAGAUACCAAGAUGGUGGGCACCACGGUGAACGAGGCAGUGGUCGUGGAGGGAGAGGUGGUCGUGGAGGCCGAGGUGGUCGCGGAGGCCAGGGAGGAGGUUGGGGAGGGAGAGGGAGCCAGAAUUAUCACCAAGGGGGUCAAUUUGAACAGCACUUCCAGCAUGGAGGUUAUCAGUAUAAUCAUUCUGGAUUUGGACAGGGAAGACAUUAUACUAGUUGAGGCUACAGAACCUUACAUGUUGCUAGAGCUCAAGUAAUAGAAACUUAGUUUCAGAAUCCGGAAUCCAGAAUCGAUUUUGAAUUCAUGUGAGACCACAGGUGGCAGGCAGAUUCCUGCUUGGUACAAGCAUUUGUAGGUCAUCAUUCAAUUCUGUUUUAUUUCUUUUUUUUUAAUGGAUUUACAUAAUGCUGUUUAUUUGAGAAAUACAUACAACAUCUCUCCUUUGUAUGAAGAAGUUUUUAAAAAGGUAAUAAAAUUGCCUUUAAUCUUUGACCAGUCGACUAAUUCCACGGCCAGACAUGCAUACUUUUUUGAAGAAGCUACUGAAAUAAGUAGUUUUCAUCUUUUCAAUAUGCAGUUUUGAAAAUGAGGAUUCUCCUAGAUUUUUUUAGAUAUACAACUAGGAAGUCUUCCUCUUAGUAACAACCCAUUUAUAUGUGUUUUGCUUAAAAUAUUCUAAUGCCUUUUUUCCAAGCACAGUUCUGCCCCUGGUUGGCUUUUUUAUUCAGAGUGGUUAUGCCACAUUUGCUUCAUUAUACACCUUGUAGGUCAGUUCCUAUUAAAUGAGCUCUUCUGCAGAUAGCACAUUCAGUAGCCUUAUCUUUUUGAUGGAAUACUGUACCAUACACUCAACUCUGAAAACCUUGAACACAGCCAAAACCUAUAAAGAUUAUAAAAGCAAACCGAGUUGUAAACCUAUUUAGGUCAUGUAGGCAUCUAGUUAAGUAUACAAUUCAAACUGACCUGCAUCCAUCCAAAACAGGUUCCUCCUUUGACCUUAUUUUUACUUGAAAUUGCUAGAAGAAACAGCAAACUGAAAUUUGUUUUAUGCAUGAGUUAAUACUGCUGGCUCAGCAAAUACAAGUUAGUUUGCUUUGGGCAGGAGGCUUUUUUGGUAAUGGAAGAAAUGCACUACCAAGUAAGAAGACAGAUAUUUGCUUAGUGCAGGAGGCCCUUUAUGAUUGCUGCAGAAAACAAAAGCCUAGCUGAGUUGAUGUUUUACAUUCUCCUUUACUAAAAUCUCCAUGACGCUUCUUGCUGGGUUUUUGUACACAUAAACAUUGUCAAGCUGUGAAAGAAAAUGGCUGGAGGUAUGCUUUGUGUGAAAG
Messenger RNA from Choloepus didactylus (southern two-toed sloth), 2789 nucleotides. Its product is annotated as protein FAM98A-like. Gene Ontology annotation, cellular component: tRNA-splicing ligase complex. The coding region runs from base 7 to 1680 and encodes 557 amino acids. The record is from RefSeq and is a predicted model, not a curated record. NCBI's taxonomy places the organism in Eukaryota, Metazoa, Chordata, Mammalia, Pilosa, Megalonychidae. The transcript has a single exon.